UUUUGCUUGCUUCCUUCCUUUCCCAAAUCACCUUGCAUUCAUUGUGUACAUAGUAAGUAUGUACUUUUAUAUGCACAUCCUUUAGACUAUAACAUCUUUAAAAGCAAGACCUGCUUAUCUGUAGUGUUUCAUGCUGUGUUUGGCAUAUUUUAGGCAUUUUAUUAAUAUUUGUUGGCAAGUCAGCUCGUGUAAGCCUUUAGGUCUGUUAUAAUUCUAAAUCUAUUAUUGUCUUAAGAAUUCCAAAGUAGCACCUAAUACUGCCUGUGUGCGGUUAAUUUUGAUUCUUAAAUUAUUCUCCAUGCAGCCUGCAUAUAUCUUGUGGCACACAGUUAUUUGCAUGUCUCCCUUCCUUGGACUGCGAGUUUCUUGAGAACAGGAACCAUCCCCAAACAUUUGGCACACUAGAUUCACUUAAUCAAUGUUAUUGCCUGAUCCCAUUAUUCCAAGCAGGGGAUCUGGACAUUACUUUUCCAUUGGUGAAGCCUUGAAGUGAGGGGUGGGAGUGGGAAUGCUCACUUUCUUUCCUUAGGGCAGCGCCUGGCACUUAUUAAUAAAUGCUUGUUUCUGGGCUUCCUUCAGGGGAUGGGGUGGGAAGUUCACUUCCCCUCCCUAGCCAGUUCAAGAUAUGAUCUUAUGAAUCCAGGCGGUCUGUCCAGCUCAGCCCAAGGGAUCCAGAAGCCAGGUCCUGACCUGCUCUCUACAACGGUACCUGACAACCUCCGGGGUCAGGGAGCCUUGAGCCCUUCAAAAUGCCUUAUCUAGAGAAUGGAACCGGACCAGAACCGCGUGCCACUUCAGGGGGAGGGAGUUUCCGGGAAUUCGAGGUCCCGAAAUGGCAAGAGAGAAAAGGAUCCAAGAACCACUUCCCGAAUCCCAGGUCAAACGGCGUUUCCCUUUAGGACACUAGCUCCGGCGGCCGUGAAACCCCGCGAGAUUCACUCUCGCCAAUCCUACGCAGAUAGCUGGGAGAGAGAGGAAAACGGAAGCUGCCUGGAGCCAAACUUCGAGAGCGAAAUGGCGAAAGGAAAAAGUUCAGACAACCAGACCAGACCCAAGGGCCUCGGAGGCGUGGUUUGGGUUAACUGAAGCUUCCGGGAAAUUCCGUGGUAGAAACGCGUUGCAUUCGUUCUGAGUCUGCGCAUGCACGUGUCCGCGGGUGGAGCCUUGACCAGUCGCGGGGGCGGGGGAUGGUUGGCCGCUUCCGGAUCCGCUUCUGAUACUCAGCUUUCCUCGGAGUUGCUACGUGUCCUUUGGGUCUGGAGCAUCGCUUUUGCAGAUAGUCAUGGAUCAGGUAAUGCAAUUUGUUGAACCUAGUCGGCAGUUCGUGAAGGAUUCAAUUCGUCUUGUCAAAAGAUGCACCAAGCCAGAUAGAAAAGAGUUCCAGAAGAUCGCUAUGGCAACUGCAAUAGGGUUUGCUAUAAUGGGAUUCAUUGGUUUUUUUGUUAAAUUGAUCCAUAUCCCUAUCAAUAACAUCAUUGUUGGUGGCUGAAUACUUCUGGAAGACACUUGCUGCUUCAUGCUUGAUGGACAAGUUUGAGUUGGAAAGUUGUUGGCUUUGUUCACUUAGUAAAAAAAAUUGUCUUGUGUUGUUUA
Monodelphis domestica (gray short-tailed opossum) is the source of this 1593-nucleotide messenger RNA. NCBI's taxonomy places the organism in Eukaryota, Metazoa, Chordata, Mammalia, Didelphimorphia, Didelphidae. The record is from RefSeq and is a predicted model, not a curated record.